This is a messenger RNA of Pyrgilauda ruficollis (rufous-necked snowfinch), 2676 nucleotides long. RefSeq names its product cyclic nucleotide gated channel subunit alpha 4 (gene CNGA4). Lineage: Eukaryota; Metazoa; Chordata; Aves; Passeriformes; Passeridae. The record is from RefSeq and is a predicted model, not a curated record. The transcript has 8 exons. Gene Ontology annotation, molecular function: cGMP binding; intracellularly cAMP-activated cation channel activity; intracellularly cGMP-activated cation channel activity. Bases 1 to 2676 code for a protein of 891 amino acids. Gene Ontology annotation, biological process: monoatomic cation transmembrane transport. Gene Ontology annotation, cellular component: intracellular cyclic nucleotide activated cation channel complex; plasma membrane.
AUGCCGCGGGGCCGGGCCGCCUACCUGGGUCAAGGUCGCGGCGGUCCCGUCCCGUCAGCGCCGCACCUGCGGAGGGCAGAGGAGGCGUCGGGCGCGGGGUCGGGACCCCCGGGAGGGACUGGGCCCCUCGCCCUCGGCACUGCGGCCCGCCCGGACCCGUCCCCGCCGCGGCCCCUCACCCCGACAGCGCCCGGGCCGGGCCGGUCCCUCCGGCCCCGCGCGGCCAAGGGCGGGCGGCGGCCCGGGCAGCCCGGCACCGCGGCAGAAGGGCGGCUGGACCUGCCCCGAGGCGGGCCCCGCGCUCCCGACGCCAUCUUCCCGCCGCGCCCGACGCACCGCGCGCGCUGGCCACGCCCACCGCGGCCGGGCACGCCCACCGCGGCACGGGGACACGCCCACCGCGGCACGGGAAUACGCCCACACGCCUCGGCCGUGAGUGGGGCGGGGCCGGGGCGCGUGGGAACCGGGUACCGGGACAGGCGGUACCGGGACAGACGGUACCGGGUACCCUGUACGAGCACCCCCGGAGGGGGCAUCCUCAGAAACCGGGAGCCCCUCUGCGCCGGGCAGCGCCGCGCUGCCACCCCCCGGAGCUGGAGCCUGGACCCCGCCGGGGACUGGCACUACAGGUGGAUCAGCCUCAUGGUGCUGCCCAUCCUUUACAACUGGGUCGUCCUCAUCCUCAGGUGCUGCUUCCCCGAGGUGCAGGAGGCACACGCGGGGCUGUGGCAGGCCCUGGACGGGCUCAGCGACGCGCUGUACCUGCUGGACAUCGCCGUGCACCUCCACACAGGUUUCCUGGAGGACGGGAUCCUGGUGCAGGACGUCAGCCGGACGCGGCGGCGCUAUCUGGCCUCCUGGACCUUCCCCUGGGAUGUGAUGGCCGUGCUGCCCACCGAGCUGCUCUGUCUGCUCCCAGGGGUCCCGAGGGUCCCUGGGGUGCCAGCAGCACGUGCCAACCGCUGCCUGCGGGUGCCGCGGCUCUUCGAGGCCUUCGACCGGUGUGAGACGCGCACGGCCUGGCCCAACGUGUUCCGCAUGGCCAAGCUGAUGCUGUACCUGCUGCUGGGCAUCCACUGGCACGGCUGCCUCUACUUGGCGCUGUCGGCACGCCUGGGGCUGGGCGCUGACCCCUGGGUCUGCCCCAGCUUCACGCGACUGCUGCGCCGCUACCUGCACAGCUUCUACUUCUCCACGCUGGUCCUGGCCAUGGUGGGCGACACGCCGGAGCCGCAGCGCGAGGAGGAGCUCCUCUUCCUCACCGCCGGCUUCCUCCUGGCCGUGCUGGGCUUCGCCACCAUCACCGGCAGCAUCAGCACCGUCAUCGUGAACCUCAGCUCGUCCGCCACCGCCUUCUACCCCGACGCGGGGCCGGUGCGGCGGUACCUGCGGGCGCGGGGCGUGGACGGGCGGCUGGCGGGGCGCGUGGUGCGCUGGCACCAGCACCUGCGGGCGCAGCGCAAGCUGCCGGCCGAGUGGGACGCGCUGCAGCACCUGCCGCGGGGGCUGCGGGCCGAGGUGGCGGCCGGCGUGCACCUGGCGGCCCUGCGGCGCGUGGGGCUGUUCCGCGGGUGGGAGCACGGCGUGCUGCGGCAGCUGGUGCUGCGCCUGCGGCCGCAGGUCUUCGGCCCCGGCGAGUUCGUGUGCCGGCGCGGGGACGUGGGCCGCGAGAUGUACUUCAUCCGCGAGGGCCGCCUGGCCGUGGUGGCCGAGGACGGCGUCACGCAGCUGGCCGUGCUGGGCGAGGGGCUCUACUUCGGGGAGAUCAGCCUCAUCAACAUCAAGGGCAACAUGGCAGGGAACCGGCGCACGGCCAACAUCCUGAGCAUCGGCUACUCAGACCUGUUCUGCCUGGGCAAGGAGGACCUGGCGGAGGUGCUGGCCGAGUUCCCCCGUGCCCGCGCUGCCAUGGAGGCCAAGGGCCGGGAGCUGCUGCUGCGCAUGGGCCAGCUCGACACCGCAGCUGAGGCGGCGGCACUGGCGGCUGGGGCCGAGGCGGAGCGGCGGCUGCAGGGGCUGGAGGUGGCCCUGGAGGGGCUCCAGACACGGGCAGCCCGGCUGCUGGCACAGCUGGAGGCCAGUGCCCUGCGCAUGGCCCUGCGCGUCCGGCGCCUCGAGGGACGGCUGCAGCUGCGGGACAGGGCAGGGCAGGGUGCCCCCAGGGCACAGGGUCCUGCCCGCGAGCCAGGUUCUGCAGGAGGACAGGGUCCCACUGGGGUGCAGGGCCCCUCCAAGGCACAGGGUCCCCACAGAGCACAGGGUCCCAGCGACAUGCAAGGUGCUCCCAAAGCACAGGAUAGCCCCAUGGUGCAGGGGCCCCUCAGGGCACGGGGUCCUCGUGGCGUCCCCGCCGGGCCGUCCCCCAGCCGCAGGGACGCGGUGACAGACACCGCGAUGGUGGCCGUCGCCCGGUGCCUCAAGAGCGUUCCCAGCGAGCCCCCCCAAGCUGCCCGACCCGCCCGGGAUUCGGGGGGAACCGCACGCCCCGGUACUCCCCGAGCCCCGCUCCCGGUACUCUCCGUGGCCCCGCCCGGCCCCCACCGCCCCGGGCUCCCCCCGCCGCCGCCACCGCCCCCCGCCCCCGGCCCGCCCCGCGCCGGGCGCCGCCCCCGCCUAUCCACCGGCGGCUCCGAGCGGAUCGGAGCCUCGUCCCUGCCGGAGCCUCCCGGUGCCUGA